Molecule: messenger RNA, 1794 nt
Organism: Malassezia pachydermatis
Lineage: Eukaryota; Fungi; Basidiomycota; Malasseziomycetes; Malasseziales; Malasseziaceae
Exons: 1
Coding region: 1-1794 (597 amino acids)
Cellular component (GO): membrane
Molecular function (GO): calcium ion binding
Source: RefSeq, a predicted model, not a curated record
AUGGAUCCACACGAUUCCAAGACGGGCACGCCAUCAUUGGGUAUAUCGCACCCUAAUGAUAAGACGAUUUUGCCACUAUCUGAUGCGUCUACUGCAGCCAUUCUUGGCACGCACACGUCUGUGGUUAACAGUCCUGUACAAGGUUCUUUGAAUUCUUCAGCUCAAAAUGAGGGCCAAGGAACCAUGGCUUUGGGUCAAAGACCUAAUACCUCACUGAAUGAACCUAUGCAAUCUAUGCAGGCGCUAAACAUGGCUUUAGAGUCUCAUACUGGCAGUAAAUGGUCGGAUGAUACCACAAAUAUACUGCAGCCUUCUAUCCAGGUUGCUAUGGGGCAGCAGCAGCAAGACCAAGUCGUAUUGGAUCAACCUCAUACUUCUAAUCUUGACCCAGCGGCGGAUGACCUGUGGGAUAAUUAUGGGUCUACAGACCGUGGUGCUUUGAAUACAGAUUUGCCUGCUGACCUUCGAGCCCAUUACGAUAAGAUUUUCCAUGAAUUUCUGACGUGUAUUUGUUCCAAUGUGGAAGCUAAGGACGACCGUGGUGAAUUGAUCCACCAAGUAUUUAUGCCGAAGAAAAUGGCUCGUUUGGACGAAUCCCCUGACUUUAGGCCUUUCAAAUUUCGAAUUCAGCCGUUUUCAAAUGCCUUUCAAUCGGAACUACAGCGCCGUGGCUUGAGCGAAGAUGAUUGCUCGAUGCGGAAGGUAAAGCCAUACCUGUGGAGCCACCCAUACAUCUCGCGAUUUAAUGAAGAUGGUCGCAAAUCAAAGUCGAAGGGCAACCAUAUCUGGAAUGUGGAAGCCAGACGACUCCCUAAUGGUGGGUGGGAAUUUUUUACGUUCAUGCCCAAAAUUGCUGCUCCGUCUAGCAAAAUUGCGUAUGUGGGUGAACCAUGGACAUGGAAUUUGCGUAUCUGGGAUCCACAGUCGUCUGCUUCUGAUUUCAAAGUGGCAUAUUCAGCGACCAAAUUGCCAUCCUGGUUGAAGUGGGAGGACAAUGACAAAGUGUUAUCUGGCACACCCAGUUCUCCGUUAGACUCUGGAGACGUCUCCAUCAUGGCUGUGUAUGUGCAUCUAGGCCAACUUCAUCGGCUAGAGCAAUCGUUUCUGUUGCGCGUUGUGGACCGGUCAGAUCCUAAUGUAGCAAGUCAAGAAGCGUCAAGCGCCUCCGUGCCGGAGAUGGUGUCGCCCCCGCUCCCAGCCCAGACGACAUCUGCUACAUCUCCUUUGGUGGAUAUUCAAGUGACACCGCUCCCUCAGACCGACAGGCACGAGGUGGUUGAUCCGUCUCGUGCCUCAGAUGUGCUUGCGUCGUUGAAUUUCCCAUUUACACCGCCAGUUUAUAUGGAAGGCUCUCAUGUACAGCCUCAAUUUGGUCUUGAUGCGCAAAUGAUGCAAAAUCGCGCUAUUAUGGAACAGCCUAAUGCUGUAUUUUCUGAGUCAAGCCAGCAAGUACCGUCGUUUGUCGAUAAGACAGCGACCCUUCAACCGGUAUUGCCACAAGCAGGGCCGUCUGGCCAUAUUUCGCCCCCUUUGGCUGAUAUUCAGUCUACGUCACACUCUACGCCGCUAGCAUCACCUGGUAUGGUUCCAGGCUCUACCAAUACUGUGACCCCUAUGAUGCAAAUGUGGAAUGUCAUUGAUCAGCGCCAGCGAGAGCAGGCCUCUUCGUUUAUGUUACUUAUGCCGCAGCGUCCACAAUCAUUUUCGCUGAGUGAACAUCCAGGCCAAGGAACGCCUAUGUCAAAUCUUCCGAAUGAUAUGGGUGCUACGCUGCCUCAAAUCUCAAAGCCGUGA